Molecule: messenger RNA, 1740 nt
Organism: Arabidopsis thaliana (thale cress)
Lineage: Eukaryota; Viridiplantae; Streptophyta; Magnoliopsida; Brassicales; Brassicaceae
Gene: ATXR2
Product: histone-lysine N-methyltransferase ATXR2
Exons: 14
Coding region: 124-1545 (473 amino acids)
Cellular component (GO): nucleus
Molecular function (GO): histone methyltransferase activity; methyltransferase activity
Source: RefSeq, marked reviewed
GGAUCCGGCUCGGGUCAUCCAUCUCAACUCCAAAGAGUCUAUCUGGUCCUUCCGGACCCAAACAGUCAAAAUAGCACCAAAUUAAAAACACAGACGCGCCGCCGUACGAGAAAAUCUCCGGCUAUGGAUUCCGUUUACAAAACCGACGAAAACUUCGCCGCGGAUGUCGCCGCUCUUCUUGCUCCGCUUCCAACUCCCCAACUUCAGGAGUAUUUCAACAAGCUUAUAACUAGUAGAAGAUGCAAUGGAAUUGAAGUGAAAAACAAUGGAACCAUUGGAAAAGGUGUUUAUGCAAAUUCAGAGUUUGACGAAGAUGAACUCAUUUUGAAAGAUGAGAUUCUUGUUGGUAUCCAACAUUCUUCCAACAAGGUGGAUUGUUUAGUUUGCAGUUUUUGUUUCCGGUUCAUUGGAUCAAUCGAGAAACAAAUCGGCAGGAAACUCUAUUUCAAGAAUCUCGGUGUCUCUGGUUGUUGUGACGACGAUUCAUCCGAAGAAGAUGAAUGUGUGAAGUACAAUGGAAAUGAGGAACAAUGUGGUGGAAGCAGUUCAAGCCAUAAUACUCUUCCAGAAGGAGUUGUUAGUUCUUUGAUGAAUGGUGAAAUGGCAUUGCCGCAUACUGAUAAGUUUCCUUUGCCGUCGCCUCUUUCGUGUCCUGGAGGAUGUCAGGAGGCUUUCUACUGCAGUGAAUCAUGCGCAGCGGCAGAUUGGGAGAGUUCUCAUUCCUUACUUUGUACUGGUGAGAGGUCUGAAUCAAUAUCUAGAGAGGCGCUUGGAGAGUUUAUUAAACAUGCUAAUGAUACCAAUGAUAUUUUUCUCCUGGCUGCGAAGGCAAUCGCCUUUACCAUUCUAAGGUACAGGAAACUGAAAGCAGAACAUGUGGACAAAAAAGCGAAACAGAGUGAGCCAAAGCAGUCGCUUCUCUUGGAAGCAUGGAAACCAGUAUCGAUUGGAUACAAAAGAAGGUGGUGGGACUGCAUUGCAUUGCCAGAUGAUGUUGAUCCUACUGAUGAAGGAGCCUUCAGGAUGCAAAUAAAGAACCUUGCGUGUACGUCUUUGGAGCUCCUGAAGAUAGCCAUAUUUGACAAAGAAUGUGAAGCCCUGUUCUCCCUCGAAAUCUAUGGGAAUAUCAUCGGCAUGUUUGAGCUGAAUAACCUAGACUUGGUGGUAGCAUCACCAGUAGAGGACUAUUUCUUGUAUAUUGAUGAUCUUCCUGAUGCAGAAAAGGAAGAAACCGAGGAAAUCACAAGACCGUUUCUAGAUGCUCUUGGUGAUGAGUACUCGGACUGUUGCCAAGGAACGGCCUUCUUCCCUCUGCAAAGCUGUAUGAACCAUUCUUGUUGCCCUAAUGCAAAAGCCUUCAAAAGAGAAGAGGACAGAGACGGACAAGCAGUGAUAAUUGCAUUAAGACGCAUCAGCAAGAACGAAGAGGUGACGAUUUCAUAUAUCGACGAGGAGCUUCCAUACAAAGAGAGACAAGCAUUACUUGCAGACUAUGGUUUCAGCUGCAAGUGCUCUAAGUGUCUUGAAGAUUCUUCAUCAAUUUGAAGCAUAAUUUUUGUUUUCAAAAGAACAGAAAUUUUCAAUUUUGCCUAUAUAGUGAUUACACUGGAAAUCACUACUGAAAUAAAGAGUAUGGCGUUAGUUUCUCUACGCAACAUUGAAACAAUAAAAGGACAUCUUCGUUUGAAGAUCAAGCUUUAGUUCUUUUUCAAUAUAUAUCUAAAGAUGAUGAACAAAGCA